GAAGAAGAGGACUGUUUUUCUCUCUCACCAGCACGUGGAAUUAUAGAAUUGCUGGUCAAAAUAUAACUUAAAUUUUAAUUUUAAUAAAAUCCAACCGAUAAAGCGAUGCCUGAGGAUGAGGGAACUGACAAAAAGAAAACCCACCGAGCCCGGCAAUCCGGUGUUAAGGCGGAGAAAAAGAAAUUAAAAGCGAAAAAAGAUUCCAAUCAAAAGGAGCCAAAUUUAACAGCACGCCAAAGGAAUCCAAAAGCAUUUGCCAUCAAUUCUGCAAUAAGCGCAGAGAGAAAUUUUAGGCGCAAGGAAGAUAUAACAGCUAAGAAACAACACAUACCUGUGGUUGAUCAAACACCCGAUGAACCUCCUCCAGUGCUAAUUGCAGUUGUGGGACCACCCAAGGUGGGCAAAACUACGCUGAUAAACAACUUGAUAAGAAGUUUCACCAGGACUAAUGUUAAUGAUAUAAAGGGUCCCAUUACCAUAGUGACCUCUAAGAAGAGACGUAUUACACUUUUGGAAUGCAACAAUGAUAUAAAUUCCAUGAUCGAUGUGGCCAAGUGCGCCGAUUUGGUUCUGCUAAUGUGUGAUGCCAGUUAUGGUUUCGAAAUGGAAAUCUUUGAGUUCUUAAAUAUAUGCCAGGUUCACGGGAUGCCUAAAAUUAUGGGUGUUCUUACCCACUUGGAUAUGAUAAAGAAUACAAAACAGUUGAGGAAACGCAAAAAGGAGCUGAAACAUCGUUUUUGGACCGAGGUGUACGAUGGUGCCAAGCUGUUUUACCUAUCUGGUCUACUGCACGGGGAAUACCUAAGAAAUGAAGUUAAGAACUUGGGACGUUUUAUAUCUGUGAUGAAGUUCAGGCCAUUGACGUGGCGCGGUAACCAUAGUUAUGUAGUCGUCGAUCGUGUAGAAGACAUAACAAACACUGACCUAAUACGACGUAAUCCUAAAUGUGAUCGCGAUGUGGUCCUAUAUGGUUAUGUUCGGGGAGUGCCUUUAAAACAGGAGCAUAUGGUACAUAUUGCUGGUUUGGGUGAUGCCCGUAUCGAUGAAUUAAAUAUGAUCGCUGAUCCCUGUCCAUUGCCAGGAACGGAAAAGAAACGUACAUUGUUGGAAAAAGAACGUCUACUUUAUGCUCCCAUGUCAGGGGUUGGUGGUAUUGUCUAUGAUAAAGAUGCAGUAUAUAUCGAGUUGCAGGGUUCGCACAGUCACAAAGAGAAAACUGCUGAGGCCACCGAACAAGAAGAGUUGGUGGGAAAGCUGAUUAGCAAGAAGCAAACUGUGGAUGAACAGAUAGAUGAGCAGGUGUUUAGAUUGUUUUCGGAUGGUGCUGCUAUUAAGUCGAAAGAUUUUAUAGAGGAAGAGGACGAUGACAUGAAAAGUGAUGAUGAUGAAGGAGAUGAGGAUAACUUAGAUAGGGAGGAUGAUUCCGGAGUGGAUGAUGAUGAGAAUGGCAGUGACAAUGAGGAGGAAGAAGAUGAGUUUGAUGACGAUGACGAUUGGCGCAACGAAGAUUCUCAAACUGAAUCUAGAAACCAAGACUCGGAAGAAGAUUCCUCUGAUGAUGAUGAUUAUCAGGAUUUGGAGAAAGUUCAAAAAUCCCGGAAGGAUUCAAAAGCUUCUAGCGAUAAUGAGGAAGACGAGGUUGAAGAUGAAGAAGAGGCAAUAAUAGUCAACAGUAUGAGCUGGAAGGAUAAUUUGGCUGAGAAAGCCAGAGAUGCAUUCCUUCAACGUCAUUCCGAAUCGAAGAAUAUAAUGCGACUGGUUUAUGGCUGCUACACACAAAGUGAACGCAAAAAGGUCGCAGAGGAUAAUGAAGAUGCCGAAGAUGAUUCCGAUAGCGAGGAUGAAAUUGGAGGCUUGUUCAAGGUGGCUGCCAAAAAGCAAUCACAAUUACAAAAGGACAAAGAUUUGCGCAAUAAAAUGGAGACAUGUUUCUUUGAAGACAACUUUGAAAGUACCCGCAAUUGGUUGGAAGAUUCCAAUAAGGAAUUACUUAGGAAUUGUUUUGUUACGGGCAAAUGGAAAGCCUCUCAGGAUGCAGAAAACCUGCUGCGUCUGGAUGAUAUGAGCGAUGCAGAGAGCGAAGUUUAUGGGGAUUUCGAAGAUCUGGAAACAGGCGAAAAGCAAAGCGGCAAACCUGAGGAGACAAAGCCCAGCAGCGAGGAUACUGGAGAUUCCUUGAAGAGAAAACUAACCCGAGUGGAAGAGAAAAAUCUUACCAAAGCCGAAAUUAUGGCCAAAAAAUUGAAGCUUAAAGCCAAGUUUGAUGCAGAGUACGAUAAUAAGGGAGAAAAGGAAGAAGAUGAUGGCCGCAUAACCGGCGACCAUGAUUACUAUGAGUCACUUAAGGCUGAAGCCCAAAAACAAUCUCAAUUGAAUAAAAAUGAGUUUGAGAAUUUGGAUAAUGAUUUGCGAGUGCAAAUCGAAGGCUAUCGGGCGGGCAUGUACGUGCGUCUAGGCUUCAAAAGUUUACCCGCCGAAUUUAUUGAAAACUUUGAUCCUACAUAUCCGGUGCUGAUUGGUGGUCUCAACAUGGCCGAGGAGAACAUUGGCUAUGUGAAUUGCAAAGUAAAGAAGCACAGAUGGUAUAAAAAGAUUCUCAAGUCCUGUGAUCCCCUUAUCAUUUCUAUGGGUUGGCGUCGUUUUCAAACGGUGGCAGUUUACGCUAAGGUUGAGGAUAAUUUCCGUCAUCGCUAUCUUAAAUAUACACCGGAACAUGUUACUUGCAGCAUGACAUUCUGGGGUCCCAUCACACCACAAAAUACAGGUUUUCUGGCUCUGCAGACAGUGCGCCACGAUCAGGAGGAACUAAAGAGGGUGGGUUUCCGCAUAGCUGCCACUGGUUGUGUCACGGAGUUGGACAAGUCCUGCCAAAUAAUGAAGAAGCUGAAACUUGUGGGACACCCUUUUAAGAUUUAUCAAAAAUCCGCCUUUAUAAAGGGCAUGUUUAACACGAGCCUCGAAGUUGCCAAGUUCGAGGGAGCUAAAAUAAAAACUGUCUCAGGCAUUAGGGGUCAGAUCAAAAAAGCCCACCACACACCAGAAGGAUCGUUCAGAGCCACAUUCGAGGACAAAAUACUGCUGAGUGACAUUGUAUUCUGUCGAACGUGGUUCCGUGUGGAUGUGCACCGCUUCUAUGCCCCUGUAACCACGCUGUUAUUGCCACCCGAACAGAAACUACAUUGGCAGGGCAUGAAAACAGUGGGCCAGUUGAAACGAGAAAAGGAAAUCAAGAAUGAAGCCCAACCUGAUAGCAUGUACACGGAAAUCAAACGUCAACCUAAAGUCUUCCGUCCUUUGACCAUACCCAAGAGUCUGCAAAGAGCACUGCCCUACAAGGAUAAGCCUAAAAUGGGUGCUUUGACUCCAGCCGAGAAGGCAGAACGUGUGGCCGUAAUACGCUCGCCCCACGAACAAAAGGUGGCCAAGUUGAUGAGUAUGAUUGAAACCAACUAUCAGGAGAAGCGAAAUAAAGAUCGUCACGACACUAAGAUGCGUGUCAAGAAAUUCAAGCUGCAAAAGCGAGCCGAAGAACUUUCGAAAUUGAAGCGGCAAAAGGAACUGCGCAAAAAGGUAUCCAGAGCUCUAAGCAAAAUGAAAGGAAAGCAGAAAACAUGAGUGUCUGACACUGACACUUUCAGUUUUUAAGUAAUUUUAGAGUUUACUAUAGUCAAGAUCUAAUGUAUAAAGUAAAUUUGUUGGAAUUAUCAAAAUACACAAAGAAAGAGAAAUGUGCGCGUUCUAGACGUUGGUGCGAUUUAAUCCUGGCUCUUGUUAUCAUCAAUGGCUUUGAGGGCGGCCAAGAGCUUGUGUUUGCGACUGCUAUUGGGUGCAUUGUGUUCUACGGCAAUACUGUUUCGUUUCUUGGACACGUCUUCCUUGAGGGCGCCACUUGUGGCCUGUCGGCAAAAAGUGUCUAGAAAAGCUUCACGUUCCUUAUAAUCAUCGGAUAUUUGUUUACGAAUGCUGGAAAUUUCCUCCUUCAUACGGAUUUUUUUGCCUGGAAGCUGCAAAGGCAUAGAUUAAAUCGAAUUAAUUUUGUAAUAAAUUCAAAAACAAA
Messenger RNA from Stomoxys calcitrans (stable fly), 4057 nucleotides. Its product is annotated as ribosome biogenesis protein BMS1 homolog. The coding region runs from base 106 to 3615 and encodes 1169 amino acids. NCBI's taxonomy places the organism in Eukaryota, Metazoa, Arthropoda, Insecta, Diptera, Muscidae. The record is from RefSeq and is a predicted model, not a curated record. Gene Ontology annotation, cellular component: nucleus; 90S preribosome. Gene Ontology annotation, molecular function: GTP binding; U3 snoRNA binding; GTPase activity. The transcript has 3 exons. Gene Ontology annotation, biological process: endonucleolytic cleavage of tricistronic rRNA transcript (SSU-rRNA, 5.8S rRNA, LSU-rRNA); ribosome biogenesis; maturation of SSU-rRNA from tricistronic rRNA transcript (SSU-rRNA, 5.8S rRNA, LSU-rRNA).